AUCGCGCUCCUCGUUUGCGGAUCCUUCUCGUUUCUCUUCGUUCACCCGGUUGAUGAAUGGCGAUUUGAAAAAAUUGAAAAUCGCGCGGGUGAGACAGAGGAGAGAGAGAAUUGUGAUUUUCGGUUUUUUCGUCUCCCGCGAAAAACGUCAAUCCGCGCGGCGAUGAUGAUUCGCGUGUGACUCGAGUUCGCGCACCUGUCAGUGCGUUCGAUCGUUGGGGGGUUUGUUUUUUUUCUCUAUUUUUGUUCUUUUUUUGUUUUUUGUCUUUCGCGUACUCUCUCGCGCGACGAAGACGACGGCGAUGACGACGGAGGCCCCGAAGGUGGAGUUCGCGCUCGGCAGCGAGGUGUCACCGGGUCGCUUCUUCAAGAGCGCGUUCGCGCGUAACUUCAUCACCAACGGCCGCGACUGCAAAUCCCUGGAUUACGAGCUGCUCGACAACGCCGUCGCGAACGAGGAUCGCAACAACAACGCGCGCAACAACAACAACUUCAUCUCGCUCGUGAAUUUCGCGACCCAGAACAAAUCGGCGAUGAACGGCGGUGACGGCGACGACGAUGACGACGACGACGACGACGACGACGACGCCGCCGCCGCCGCCGCCGUCGCUGCGGAGCGAACCGUUCUCUGGGAGCAGCCGAAGCCGAAGGAGGCGGCACAGCCGGUUGCGGAUGCGAAUGAAUUGGAGAAACUUCGAAAGCAAUGCCAGUCGUUGAGGAAGGAAAACCGAAGGCUGCAGAGCGCCUUCCUGCAAAACGUUUUUCUCCAAGCGCGAGUCGACACGCUCCAAUGGCAGGUCAAACAGGUCGAAUCGAACAGACAGAUGUAUCGUUCCACGAUGGAACAGGUCGCUCAUUUCUUGGGCCGGGCUCACAGGAGCCUGGAGAUCCUUCACGCCAAGGAGAAUCCCAAAGAUAAGAGACGCGUGCCGCGUAGUCGCAGCGUUCACACGGUAGUGCACGCAGAUCCCUCGCCGAGUCGCGGCACCGCGACGCUGUCCCCGUCGACUUCGUCCCCGUUCACGCGAGCCAAAUCGGUCACGCAGAUCGGAUCGCCGAGCGUUACUUGUUUCCGCGAGUUCACCUGGUCGGUCUUGCGCCGAAACGACCCGGUGCACUGCACGUCGCCGCGCGCCAAGCCGCCACAGGAUCUCAGCAAGAGCAGUGACAGUUCAAUCGACAACAUUGUUUAUCGAGAACCCAAGCAAACGGAAUUGAAUCCGGACGAGAUACCGCCGGAGAAAUUGUCGCAGGAAGCGUUUAGAUUACUGAGGACCAUCGAGUCCCUGCUGGCGAUGCGAGAACCCGAUUUGGCGCGGAUCGAGGACACCAGCGGUUUCUCGACCUCGCCGACGGCGGACCACCAUCGUCAUCACGACGCAUCUCUCUCUCUGCCGAACGGUAAUUUCGCGAACUCGACAACCUUGACGGAGGCCGGCGCCUAUGUCGGAUGUCGCGGUAACGUCGAGUCGAGUGGCGGCCAGCAGAACGACAGCAGUCUCGCCAAACCAAUGUCGUCCAGUGUCGAGUUAAAUCGAAAUCUGCAGGCGUUCGUGCCGGGCGUGAGAAGAUCGCCCGACACAACGUCUUGGAAUUCCAGCAGCAGCAGCGGCAAGACGACCGAGGAGGAGGACACCGUCGCGCUCGCCGUCCCGUCGAACGGAACCACAUCGACCGGAACGCCGAAUUCGACACUGAGCAGAACCGCGAAACGAACGGAGAAGAAGGAAUCGGGAUCGGGUCAAAAAACGAAGAUCAAACCGGCCAGCAGUCCGGUGAGCAGCGCCGAGGGCGAGAGUGGAUUUUUCUCGAUCAGCUCGUUUCAGGAGGUCGGUUUGCCCUCCUCGACGACGCUGUCGGUCACCCCCGUCAAGGGCUGCCACACCGAGGUGGGCCUGCCGGAGGUGCCGCUGGACAAAACCAGACAUCGACGAUGGUCCUCCACACCGGCGGAAAUCCAAGCGCUCUUCAAGCAGCAUCGAGCGAGCUUCGGCGGUACAUCUCAACCCGCGACCGAGUCCGUCAGCGUGUGCUGGGUUUGAAUCGUGCGAGUAAACAAAACUAUACGAUCCCACCGCAAACGAUCGAAAUUUUAAUAACCGCCGACUCUUCGUAAAAUAAAUCGAGUCCGGUCGCGAACGCGCGGGAUUAACGAAGCGAUCGAUUUCACAGAAACGAAAGAAGCGCGAGAUGGAGAAGCGUUCUUACUUAAUUAAUCAGUGACUUUUGUAAAUAUAAAAUUUCUGUUUUUAACAUGUUUGCGCGAAAAAAAAAAUUACGCAAUAUCGCAAUAAUGUUAAGACAGAAAGCGAGGAGGCCAAGCACGACGGAGAGAAAAAAUAACGAAUCGAAAGAAAACAUCUCUGUAAACGUAAACUGCUCUGAGCGUGAGUAGUAGAGUUUUGUAAAUGACGCGGCUAUUCUAUAAGUACAUAGUACGAGCGAUAUCUAGUUGUUACCUAUAUACACACAUUUUUGACAAUCGCAAUCAGCCAUAUCUCGCUCGUAAUUUUCUUCGCGAACUUUGUUGUUUCCGAUGUGUGAAACACACACACACACACACACACUUAGCUCGUUCAUGCGCGCGUCGCCGAUAACCUCGUACAUUUGUUAGUUUCAAUUUUGUUCAUUAGAAAUUUAGACUGACAUGCUCGACUGACGUUUGACGUGUUGAAUUCACAAUAAUUGUCGAUUGUUCUUAUUCGAAAAAAAAAAAAAAACGUCAUUAGUUAUAUUAUAUUUAAUAAAUUAGAUGCAUUAAUUAGAGACGUCGAGACGACGCUGAUCUGAUUCAGAAUUCGAACGAGAAUGAGAAAAAUUUUAAUAAUUUAUAUCGCAUCGUGGGCGAUAUGUAAUUUACAUAUAAAUUAAUGUAAGACGAUUUGUUGAAUGAGUAAUAAAAUGCGGAAACAAAAAAACAACAAAAGAAAAUGCACACGCGACCGAAAAUCAAUAUUAUUUUAAUCGAUUAAUUGAAAUAUUUGAGAAAAAAAACGCUAACUGUUAUAUUUUGUACGUAUUAAUGAGUUACACUUGUUUACUUUAACAAGAGAUUUGCAUCUUUUGCAACUUUUUUUUUUUUAAUUUUCAACUGUUAAAAUUGAAUUAUUCGCAUGUGUCUAAUCAUUGUGAUUGAUUUUGCAUUUAUUUUUAGCUUACAGCGUGACGAUCAAUUUUCGUAUAUGUAUUAUCCAAUUUCUCGAUAUAAUUGAUAAAAAAAAACACACACAAAUCUCAAUAUACAAUUGUCCAGUACACAAUAUACGACUGCGUGCUUUAAUUACUUAAUUUAAAUAGUGAAAAGAUCAGUUAUACACACACACACACAUAUCUCUUGACGUAACGAAACAGCGCGAUCUGAGAUUUCUAGUUCUAGAAUUUACGAAAACACAAAAUGUUCUCUGCAUUUUUCUCAUUGUGCGUAAUUUGUCAUUUUCACAAUUCGCAACUAUAUUGUAUAAUAA
Molecule: messenger RNA, 3463 nt
Organism: Pseudomyrmex gracilis
Lineage: Eukaryota; Metazoa; Arthropoda; Insecta; Hymenoptera; Formicidae
Exons: 5
Coding region: 302-2041 (579 amino acids)
Source: RefSeq, a predicted model, not a curated record